AUGUCAUUAAACACAUGGAGACAGUUCCAGUUAUAUGAAAACAUUCCUAUUAGGGAUCCAUUUACCGAGAGCGAUCAACCGCUUUACUCUGAUCCCACGCUAACAGCUGUUGCGUCACUCAACGAAACGUAUUUAGCAAUUGCAGUGCAGGCAAGUGUGGUGAAGGUAGUAGAUCUUCAUGAUAUGACAUUACAAUUUGAGUUUGAGGCAUAUACGUCCGAAUAUCAAUUGACAUAUCUCGAAAGAGUGUCAGAUACCCUAAUAGUAAGUGUUGGUGAAUGUCUUGGGAAGCCUGUAUUGAUCAAAUUAUGGGAUUUAGAGAAAAUGCCGAAAGAUGAAAGUAAGUAUCAUGCGCUAGCGGAGGUUAGAAAUGGUUCCAAUGCAUAUCCAGUAUCCACAGUUUCUUGCAAUUUGGAUGCAUCAUGUAUUGCAGUGGGUUUCACAGACGGUCGUGUGAUACUAGUGCGAGGCGACCUUCUAAGAGAUAGGGGAUCAAAAUAUAGGAUCAUAUACGAAGAUUCGAAUAAGGAACCAAUUACUGCCCUUUCUUUGAGCAACGAUGGUAGCCGUCUUUUCGUGACGACUACGAACAAGAUUAUGUUAUUUAAUACAUCCGGCAGAAACAAUGGGAAACCUGAUAUGAUUUUAAAUGAUUCAGAAGGUGUUGAUUUGAACUGCGGGGUGUUGAACCGCUCGACGGAUGAGUUUAUUUGUGCACUAAAGGACAAGCUAGAUAUUUACAUGGGCUCUGGAAGUAAACGAUCGUUAAUUGUUGAUAUCCCCACAGCAAAACGUAUCUUUCCAAUAUCCGCAGAUCAUAUCCUAGUACUUGUGUCAAAUAUUACGACUUCCUCUUUGCAUUUGGGUAAGACCCCAAAUGAGACCAUUCGGGCAGUCAUCCUAGAUAUUAAGACCAAGAUAAUCUCUUACAGCUUACUUAUCACCAGCUCUGUGAUUGAUAUCUUUAGUGAUGGGGCAAGUGUCAACCUUUUAACUUCUAACGGUGUGAUUCACAAAUUAAGGCAAAAGAAGUUAGACGAUCAAUUGAACACCAUAUGUCAAAAGGACAUGUAUUCAGUAGCAUUAGAACUUGCCAAACAGCAUUCUCUUCCAGACGUGAAAGUUCAAGAGAUUAAAAAGUCAUACGGUGACUAUCUUUUCAAAAAGGGUUCCAAAAGGGAAGCAAUUGAACAGUAUAUGGGAUGCAUUGAAGUUUGUGAUCCAACAGAAAUAAUAUCAAAAUUUGGCGUCGAGCACAAAACGAAUUCAGAGGAUUCAAUAAAUCUUAAGGAUUUCCUCUGGAAACUAGUUAAAGAUGGGAAGGCAAAAGUUGAUCAUAUUACCUUAUUGCUCACUCUUUUAAUUAAAUUGCAUGACAUAGAAGGAUUGGGGUCGUUUCUUUCGCAUUUUAAGAGGGAUGGUGUCUUUAAUGAGAACCCUGAAGAAUUUGGAAAUUGGUCAAUGAACGAUGAUUCUUUCUUCUAUUCUGACUCAAGCUUAUUCGAUUUGGAUAUUGCUCUUCGAUUAUUGCUCGAAUGCAAUAUGUUGGAGCUAGCGCAAAAGUAUGUGUUGAAAUAUUCAAAGGAUCCUAGCCAAGUUGUCAGCAUCGUACUAUUGCAUAAAAAAGAUUCAUUUGGUGCUUUGAACUAUAUUAAAAGUCUACCAGUAGAUGAUGCUCUAAGGGUGUUGAUCAAGUUUUCAAGAAAACUAUUAGAUUUAAUUCCUAAUGAAACAAACUUGCUGCUAAUAGACCUCUUCAUUGGACAAUAUAAACCCUCAAACUAUGAUGCAGUUAAAGAAAAUGUUGUGAAUCAGAAGAAACAAAGUGAACCAGCAGACAAAGAGCCUAUUAUCUUUUAUAACUAUCGAUCAUUCUUCGAAUAUAUGUUGCCAUCUUCCGCCUCCAGUGAUGACAAACCAUUAACAGUAGAAAGCGCUCAGCCAACGUACCAUCCACCAAAACCUAGUUUGAUCUUCCCCUCUUUUGUUCAAAAACCAUUCCAAUUUGUCGUUUUCCUCGAAGCUUGUCUAGAAAGCUAUAAACGAUUCCAAGGCUAUGACCAGGACCGUCAAGAUAUAUUGACAACACUUUACGAUAUAUAUUUGUCGUUAUAUGAGGACGACAUUGAAGAAAGAAAGGCAGAAUGGAAAGGCAAAGCAGAAGCCGUUUUAGAAGAAACAGAAAAGUAUAAAAUAAGGCAAGCAAGUGAAAGAGCACCUGAUAGUUCACUAAUGCUUUUAAUUUCUCAUAUGCACGAUAUGAAUCCUUUUACUCUCUCAUCUAUGCAGGAAGAUGAACAAGAAUCAAAUUCGAUAAUCAGUCAUGUUAGUCUUUCUGAUGUUUUCCGCUCUAUGUGCUUGACGAAUGACCCUCACGUUUGUCUCAGUUUCCUAGAAAAAUAUGGAGAGAGCGAACACGAUUUGUAUAAGAUCGCUAUGCCUUUCUUUGUAUCAAGCAAGCAAAUUUAUGAAGAUAUCGGCGGGGAGUCUGUCUUCAGGGAGAAGAUAUUGAAUAAAGUACUAAAAUUCGAUUUGAUGUCGCCGCUUGAGAUUAUCCAAACAUUGAGCGGUACAAAUGUGGUAAAAUAUGGAGCAAUAAAGGAUUUUUUGGUAGAUUAUUUGAAGGGCGAGAACGCUGAGAUUCAAAAGAAUGAGUUAUUGGUAAAAUCAUACGAGAAAGAGCUUGACCUAAAAGUUUCAAAGCUUAAAGAAGCCUUGGCCAUUGAAUCUCCCUUGCAAGUUCAGGUUAAAAAGAGACUUUGCGAUGCGUGCAACAUCUUAUUGGAAUUUCCAAUGGUAUUCUUCAAAUGUGGUCAUCUAUACCAUCAACGCUGUUUGAAUGAGGAAACGGAUUCAGAUUUACUCUAUAGUUGUCCUCAAUGUGUUGUCGAGACAGAAUCGGCGAAGAAAACUAUGGCCACAUAUAAAAAUUCCUCACAGAACGCUAACUUACUAAGAGCCGCACUUUCUGAUUUAGAUGCCAAGGAAGACAGAUUUGCCAUCAUAUCUGAAUUCAUCGGUAAAGGUGGCCUAGAUGAUCCGGAGUGUAUUAUUACUCAAGGAUAA
Messenger RNA from Kluyveromyces lactis, 3066 nucleotides. It is a transcript of the gene PEP5, whose product is annotated as tethering complex subunit PEP5. Bases 1 to 3066 code for a protein of 1021 amino acids. Gene Ontology annotation, molecular function: protein binding; protein-macromolecule adaptor activity. Gene Ontology annotation, biological process: vacuole organization; endosome organization; organelle fusion. The record is from RefSeq and is a predicted model, not a curated record. Lineage: Eukaryota; Fungi; Ascomycota; Saccharomycetes; Saccharomycetales; Saccharomycetaceae. Gene Ontology annotation, cellular component: endosome; HOPS complex. The transcript has a single exon.